AUGGAAGCCGGAGGUAGCUCACUCCGGUGCUUCAGAGACUGUCAGCCCGAGGAAAAGUUCGUGGACGACGGUGUAGAGACGGUUUCUUCGGUGGAGCAGAAAAAAGUGGAACGCAGCAUCCAGGAAGUGGUCAAUGUUUACAAACAAAUUCACAGUUUACCAGAGCCCAUGUUACUCCGACAGCAGCAUUACCAGUAUCUAAAGAAAGGCUUGCGGCACCUCUCCGAGGCGUAUGAGUGUUUGGAUGCCAGCAGGCCGUGGCUUUGCUUCUGGAUUCUUCAUAGUCUGGAACUUCUGGAGGAGCCCGUCCCUUGCAGCGUGGCUUCAGAUGUGUGUCACUUCCUCUCCAGCUGUCAGAGCCCAACUGGGGGCUUCUCUGGAGGUCCGGGACAACACGCCCACCUGGCCCCGACCUACGCAGCUGUUAACGCCCUGUGCAUAAUCGGAACUGAGGAGGCCUACGGCAUCAUAGACCGUGAGAAGCUGUUGGAUUUCCUGUGGUCGGUGAAGCAGUCGGACGGGUCUUUUGUGAUGCACAUCGGGGGAGAAGUUGACGUUAGGAGUGCGUACUGCGCAACGGCCGUAGCUUCGCUCACAAACAUCAUGACGCCAAAGCUGUUUGAAAAUACCCCGAGCUGGAUACUCAGGUGCCAGAGCUGGGAGGGGGGGCUCGGUGGGGUCCCAGGCCUCGAGGCCCACGGGGGGUACACGUUCUGCGGCACAGCGGCCCUGGUUAUUCUGGACAAAGAACACAUGCUGGACCUCAAUGCUCUGCUGCGCUGGGUGGUUAGCAGACAAAUGAAGUUUGAGGGGGGAUUUCAGGGUCGUUGUAACAAACUGGUGGACGGUUGUUAUUCCUUCUGGCAAGCGGGACUCCUGCCACUGCUGCACCGAGCCUACUACAAACAAGGAGAACGUGCCCUGAAUGAGCAGAGGUGGAUGUUUGAGCAGCAGGCCCUGCAGGAGUACAUCCUGCUGUGUUGCCAAAACCCGGCUGGAGGCCUGGUGGACAAACCCGGCAAAGCCAGAGACUUCUACCACACGUGUUACUGUCUGAGCGGACUCUCAGUCGCGCAGCACUUUGGAAACCUGCUGUCUCAUCACGAGCUCGUCCUUGGCAAAGAAGAGAACCGCCUGGCUCUCACCCAUCCAGUCUACAACAUGGGUCCAGACAAAGUAGCCCAAGCUCUUCAUCAUUUCCUGCAGUUGCCUGUGCCACUGGAGAAGUCUCCUCAGGCAAAGAAACUGGAGACCUAG
Messenger RNA from Knipowitschia caucasica, 1257 nucleotides. The record is from the annotation of a GenBank genome assembly. NCBI's taxonomy places the organism in Eukaryota, Metazoa, Chordata, Actinopteri, Gobiiformes, Gobiidae.